Molecule: messenger RNA, 1221 nt
Organism: Iphiclides podalirius (scarce swallowtail)
Lineage: Eukaryota; Metazoa; Arthropoda; Insecta; Lepidoptera; Papilionidae
Source: the annotation of a GenBank genome assembly
AUGGCGCUCUUACACUUUAUUCUAGUGUUGUUAGCACAGAGCGCAUUAACUUAUGCAGAAAUAGACAUAGACGAAAAUAAAAAUAAAACGGAGGCUUUAUUAAGUUUACCGAAAAUUGAAGACGACGUUAAAGAUUCUCAGGACGCCAAAGAAGACUGGAUGGACCUGUUCUUGGGGCCUGACACAGCUUUAUAUCCCUCAUCCUCGACCGCAUCGAUGGCUACCGUCAUAAAUACGGACAAAUCGCCAGAAGAUCAGUUGGAGGAAAUCAAAGAAAUGGCAACAUCUAUAACAAACGCUAUACAAAGUGAAAUGGCCAAUCUCCUAACGUACGCGUUAAGUAUCACCGAUAAGGACAAUGAAGAUAGCAGCCGAAGAAAGAAACGGUCUGUCGAUUCGCCUAUGGACAGCACUAAGCUCGUAUGGAGACUUCUAAAGCAUAUAAAAUCUAACAACGAAUACCAAAACAUUGCUAUUGAAAAGAUGAUGUCGGCCCAAGAGAUUGCCGAUAAGUACGGUAUCGAAUUUACUCCCGACACGGAGAUUUUGUCGGAACUGGCUGUAGCCGCCAACGAACAGGCGAAAGAGCUAACGAGUAUUCUUAAGGACGCUUGCGAUUUGAAGAAUAACACUCGAAUAGACUUGAACACAGACGAAUACCAAGAACCAGAAAUGCAGACCGCGAAAUCCGAUAAUCUAACUUGCCCCAUACACUCAAUUCCAAUACCGGAUAAAGAAACGAAACCUAAUAAGAGUGCGUCUCUAACCAACGACAAUUCGCCUUACGCGGAAUUUAAUCACGUACAUUAUGCCGACCCCUACGCGAACUACAAUUUUUACUACAACCAACCAUUCGAGACUCAAAUCCCAUCCCCCGUAGCUAAAGACCAGUACAGUCCCUCCGUUUCGCCAAAGCAGAGUUUCUACGACGCGGUGUCCUUUAACCCGACAUCAGAAUACUACGGACCUUAUUGCUCUAUGGAGCCGAUGUCGACUACUUACAUCUUACCAAUAGACGACCUCAUGCAGCCUGAACCAGAAUUGGUCGGUGAGGAGUUCGAGGAGACUAUCUCUUCCAAGGUCUUCGUAGACCAUGACCUCGAACCAGGCUCUGCGACGGUCAAUCACGUAAUGACUUACACAAUUUCGGAGAAAACCCACUUCAGAACACCACAAAUUGAAAAUCUGCCUCAGCAAAUGCAAUACUACUUCUUUUUAAUG